UGUCACAGGCAGACUGACAGUAUGGCGGCGGCGUACAGCUGGAAGGAUGCUACUGCCGCCCGUCAUGUAUCCAUCGCCGCCAGGACGUAAAUGGACUAUUGACGGCGCCCAGAGCAGAGGAAUACGCAAGAGAGGCCUGUUGCCGUGAAGUCCCAAAAUGGCCCGGCUCGCUGACUACUUUGUAGUGGUCGGUUACGACCUCGACAAGCGAGUCGAAGGUGAAGGUGAAGGUCAAGGCCGCAUUCUCCAGCGGUUUCCUGAGAAAGACUGGGAGGACAGCCCUUUCCCACAAGGCGUAGAGCUGUUCUGUCAGCCCAGUGGUUGGCAGCUGGUUUCUGAGCGGCAGCCCGCCUCCUUCUUUGUAGCAGUUUUGACAGACAUCAACUCAGAGCGUCACUACUGUGCCUGCUUCACGUUCUGGGAAGGUCUGGACAACCAACAGUUGCAGAAAGCGCAGGCUGGUGAAGUGGACGAGGUGGACGAAGAGCCAAAUAUUAUCCAACCCUCUCAGGUUUUUGCCCCCAAGAGCCUGGUGUUGGUGUCUCGGUUGGACUACACUGAUGUUUUCAGGAACUGUCUGGCGUUGGUCUACACCGUCCAUGUAGAUGGCCUGACUGUCCCUUUAGAGACGGUGAUUGGAAAUCUCCUCACAUGUGUUAUUCCCAUCGCUGGAGGGUCCCAGAUAAUUGAGUCCCCAGUUUGUAAUUUAGACAAGGUUCCUCAGGUCCCGGCCUGUGACUGGCUGCUGGCCUGUCUCCAGCCAUGCCAAGAGGAGAAAGAGGACAGUUUGCGAACCAUCACAUUAGGCGCUGGCGACCGGCAAGUUAUCCAGACUCCCAUCAAUGACUCCCUACCUGUCAGUGGCAGCAGCGUGGCCCAGCUUUUCCGACAGCUUGGCAUAAUCAAUGUGCUGUACCUGUUCUGUGCUGCCCUUAUGGAGCAUAAAAUCCUGUUCUUGUCGAGCAGUUACCAACGACUAACAGAUGCCUGCCGUGGACUGUUGGCCAUCAUGUUCCCCCUUAAGUAUAGCUUCACGUAUGUUCCCAUUUUGCCUGGUAAACUCUUGGAGGUUCUGAGUACUCCAACUCCUUUCAUAAUCGGUGUCAACUCUUUUUUCCGCUCUGAGACACAAGAACUGUUGGAUGUCAUCAUAGCUGACCUUGAUGGUGGCACCGUUACCAUACCAGAGUGUGUACACAUCUCCCUUCUACCUGAACCACUACUCCAUCAGACUCAGACUGCACUCUCAAUGAUUUUGGAUCCAGAGCUGGAAGUUGCCGAUCAUGCCUUCCCCCCUCAGUCCUCGCAACCGUCUGCUCUCAAGAUCCAGGACAAGGAGAUUCGGGCGGUCUUCCUGUGGUUGUUUGCUCAGCUCUUCCAGGGUUAUCGCUGGUGUUUACAUAUCAUCCGCAUUCACCCCGAACCUGUUAUCCGCUUCCAUAAGGCUGCCUUCCUCGGCCAAAGGGCGCUCACUGAAGAUGACUUCCUCAUGAAGGUGUUGGAUGGCAUGGCAUUCGCAGGAUUUGUUUCUGAGAGAGGGCCCCCUUACAGAGAAACCGACUUAUUUGACGAUUUGGUAGCCAAUGAGGUGGAGAGGAUACGACAAGAGGAGGCCUGUCCGCGCAAAGUAAUGAACCAUAUCAAGGAGUUGGCUGAGCUGCUCUUCAAAAAUGAAAAUCCCUACCCGGCAGUGACCAUGCAUAAAGUCCAGCGACCGUCGGAAAACGGCCAAAGUACUACACAGAGUCAGACGGCCUUCCCUGUGCUGGAUGAAGUUGCAGUACAGCUCUUCAUCGACCACGCUGCCGCCAAGCUCAAGACGGUCCCACCUGCGGUCAAGGCAGAGGUCAAGAGCAUGGUGCCUUCCGGUCCUACACUGGGGGACAUUGUGGACCGGAACAGCAACGUUAUGGCCAACAGUGCCCGCAGGUUGGAAGUUGUCAGGAACUGCAUCACAUACAUCUUCGAGAACAAAAUGCUGGAGGCCAAGAAGCUCAUGCCUGCAGUACUUCGCGCAUUAAAAGGACGAGCGGCUCGGCUGUGUUUGACCCAAGAACUCAAUCAGCACGUCUUACAGAACCGAGCAGUGUUAGACGACCAGCAGUUCGACUACAUAGUCCGCAUGAUGAACUGCACCUUACAGGACUGUUCACAUAUGGAUGAACAUGGUAUUGCAGCCGCCCUUCUUCCAUUGGUCACAGCCUUUUGCAGAAAACUGGGAGCAGGCAUCACUCAGUUUGCUUACAGUUGCGUACAGGAGCACACGGUGUGGACCAACAUGCAGUUUUGGGAAGCCAUGUUUUAUAGUGAUGUCCAGAACCAUAUUAGGGCACUUUACUUGGAGACUGAAGACGGAGUGCAUCAGAACAACUCGGAUCAGCAGGAGGGAUUGGGCAGUGGGCGGGAGAUCAGCGCCCUGGAACUGGCAUCAGAGCAGAGCCGCUUGUGGCCAAUGCUCGGCAAGGAAAUGCAGACGGAGCGAGUGCAGAAAGAGGAAAGCACCGUGUUCAGCCAGGCUAUCCACUACGCCAACAGGAUGAGCUAUUUGCUGCUGCCGCUGGACACCAGCAAGAACCGCCUGCUCAGAAGUACAGGCCUCGGAGACGUAGAAAGUGUCAGCAACAGCUAUGUAACCAACAGCAUUGCAGGGAGUAUGGCAGAGAGUUACGACACUGAGAGUGGUUUUGAGGAUGCAGAGAUCUCCGACGUGGCCAACUCAGUGGUGCGCUUCAUCAACCGCUUCGUAGACAAAGUGUGCAAUGAGAGCGGCGUGACCAACGAACACCUGAAGGCGCUCCAUGCCAUGAUCCCAGAUAUCGUUCAGAUGCACAUUGAGACCUUAGACGCAGUCCAUCGCGAGAGUAAACGACUGCCUCCGAUCCAAAAGCCCAAGCUGCUGAGGCCAACACUUUUGGCCGGGGAGGAGCUGGUGAUGGACGGCAUGCGCGUUCACCUCUUCCCAGAUGGGCGCGAGGAGGCUACGGGGCAUAUGGGAGGCCCGCCACUACUCCCUGCAGAGGGCGCCAUCUUCCUUACCACCUACCGGCUUAUCUUCAAAGGCACUCCCACGGACCCACUGGUGGGAGAGCAGGUGGUGACUCGCUCAUUCCCCAUUGCCUCGUUGACAAAGGAGAAGAGAAUCUCUGUCAAUGCUGCCAUGGAGCACUUUCUCCUGGAGGGGCUACAGCUACGGUCCUGUACCUUCCAGUUAAUGAAGAUCGCGUUCGACGAGGAGGUGGCGGCCGACCUUGCGGAAGUUUUCAGAAAGCACAUCCACAAACUACGAUACCCACAGCAUGUGCAGGGGACGUUCGCCUUCACUGUGGGUCAGAGUGGCAAGCUGGUAGUGGAGCAUAAGACAAAAGACAAGAACCAGUCACUCAAAACACUUUCUAAAAACCUGGUGAAGAGCGCCAAAAGGACAAUCGGCCGGCAGUAUGUGACUAGGAAGAAAUACUCCCCUCCUACUUGGGAGAACAGGAGCAGCUUCCAGUCAGAGCUGGAUGAGGAUGAAAUUUCAGUUUCAGAAGAGGUGGAUCAGAGCUCCCUCACGCUCUCCUCCACCAUUCGCUCUUCAGACAGACAGACCAUGAGCAACGUGGUCGAGAGAGCGUGCUGCCGCGACUACCAGCGGCUGGGUCUGGGCACGCUCAGUAACAGCCUGACCCGCUCCAAAAACGAGCCCUUUAGGAUUUCAACAGUUAACCGCAUGUAUACAGUCUGUAGGAGCUACCCCGGCCUGCUCAUUGUCCCGCAGAGCAUCCCAGAUUCCACCAUCCAAAGAAUCUGCCGCUGCUACCGACAAAACCGCUUCCCUGUGGUAUGUUGGCGUAAUUCUCGGACCAAGGCUGUUCUCCUGCGCUCUGCAGGCUUCCACGCAAAGGGGGUGGUGGGCUUCUUUAAGUCUCCCAAUGCCCCUACUUCAGUGCCCUCACAGGCAGACUCUACCAGUUUGGAGCAGGAGAAAUACCUGCAGGCCAUUAUCAGUUCCAUGCCGUCUUACAGCGAGAACACAGGCAGGAAUACACUGAGCGGUUUUACUUCCACCCACAUGAACGCCGCAGACUCAUCAGAUAAGUUGCGGCAGCCAAAGAUUGGUGCUCUGAUGAAGCAGGUGAUGGGCACCAAGGAAGACUUGCCUGGAACGUUUAGCCGAGGAGCUCUUGGUCAAAGGGCGAAAGUCAUCUCCCUCUCUCAGCCCAAAGUGUCUGGCAAGGCCAGGAACUCUACUAGAGGUAAAUGGGGUAGUAUCCGAGGCAGCGGCCGUCUCAGCACUUACAACCCAGAUGUGGGAACCCGUCUUGCUGGUAAGGAGUCACCGCAGCCCAAUGGAGGACUCAGCGAGGCGUUGUUUCUCCGCCAGCACAAGGCCUACCUCUACAUCAUUGGAGACAAGGCCCAGCUCAAGGGUGGAAAGCAGGACUCCUUCCAGCACUGGGAGGCAGUUCCCAUUGAGGUGUGCGAUGUGCGGCAGGUGAAGAACAGCUUUAAGAAGCUGAUGAAGGCCUGUGUGCCAAGCUCCUCUUGGGAUACCAGCUUCAAUUUCCUACGCUGCCUGGAGGAGUCUGAGUGGAUGUCGCUGCUGCACCGGGUGCUGCAGGUCUCAGUCCUGGUGGUGGAGCUACUGGACACAGGGUCGUCAGUCAUGGUCAGCCUGGAAGAUGGCUGGGAUGUCACCACACAGGUGGUAUCCUUAGUACAGCUGCUGUCAGAUCCAUACUACAGAACCUUUGACGGGUUCCGGCUGCUGGUGGAGAAGGAGUGGCUGUCAUUUGGCCACAGGUUCAGCCAUCGUGGCGCGCAGACGCUAGGCAGCCAGAGCAGCGGGUUCACCCCUGUUUUCCUGCAGUUCCUCGACUGCGUGCAUCAAAUUCAUCUCCAGUUCCCCAUGGAGUUUGAGUUCAGCCAGUACUACUUGAAGUUCUUGGCCUAUCACUAUGUGUCCAACCGCUUCCGCACCUUCCUGCUUGACUCGGACUACGAGCGCAUCGAACUAGGAGUACUCUAUGAGGAGAAAGGCGAGAGGAAAAGUCCUCAGGUGUGCAAGUCUGUGUGGGACUACAUAGACCGUCUCAACAAGAAGACACCAGUUUUCUUCAACUACAUGUUCUCACCUGAAGAUGAAGAGGUGCUACGGCCGUACACCUUCAUCUCUAACCUGAAAGUAUGGAACUUCUACACGGAAGAGACUCUGUCAGAGGGGCCGUCUUACGACUGGGAGCUGAGUGCUCGUCAGGAGCGGGCGGUUGAGGAGGCGCCUGACAGGCCCGACAGCGGCGGGCCCAAAUCUCACAGGCGCAUCGUGUGGCCGUGUUACGACAGCCUGGGCAAAGUUGUGCCCGACGCCAUCACCAAACUGCUGCAGGACCUUCAGGCUCUGGAGGCGGAGCUUGGCCAGGCGUCAGAGAAAUGGAAGGACACUUGGGAUAAAAUUAAGACCACUCAGAGGAUUGAGACCAAACUGGAGAGCAAGGCAUCAUUCUCCAGCUCGCUGUUGAUGUCUUCCAACCUGAGCCACCAGAGACGUUCUCAGGGUGUCUACCUGCAGGAGAGCCACGUAGGCUCCUCCAUCAACUUAGCGCUGGAGUGCGAGGCCAGUGCCACCUCCACGCCGGUGCCGGGCCGGCAGAGCACCAGCACGCUUUAUAGCCAGUUCCAGAGCACUGAGAGCGAGAACAGGAGUUUUGAAGGCAUUUUAUUCAAGAAAGGCGCUUUGCUGAAACCGUGGAAACCCCGGUGGUUUGUUCUGGACAAGACUAAACACCAGCUGCGCUACUAUGAGAGCAGGCAGGACAAAGAGUGUAAAGGGGUGAUCGAGCUGGCUGACGUGGAGUCGGUCCUUCUGGGAACGCCCGCCAUGGGAGCGCCCAAAAACAUAGAAGAAAAAGCUUUCUUUGAUCUGAAGACAACCAAACGAGUGUACAACUUCUGUGCCCAGGACAGCCUCAAUGCUCAGUUAUGGAUGGACAGCGUUCAGAGUUGCUUGUCAGACGCCUAGACGGGAUGUGAGAGCGAGCGUCCGCGUGCUCGUUCUGAACUCUGGGGGAAGUAUGUUUUUGUUACAAAUUAAGAAAAAGAAGAAAAAUAAGACUCAACAUUCCACGGCAUGAAGAUUCUUCCUGAUCCUCCUGUGAAAUCUUACUUUACGCCCUCUUCUUGCUUUACGUAAAAACACUCCGGGGAGGAAUGACGGAGGAGCGGCGGUCGAAAUGGAUCUGAUUUUUUUUUUUUUUUUUUUUUUUUUUUUACUCCAGCAAACGCCCUUCUUUUUUAAACUCCAUGACGGUUCAUGAAGGAUAUUUUUUUUGUCUUUACCACAAUCUGACGCCAGUACCAGAGAAAUACUGUGAAGGUCGCCAUGGAGAGCGUUUACAAAGUGGACCUCCCUCCUUUACGCAAACCACUAGAUUUUUGUUUCGAGACGAAGGAGAUAAACAGCAGUGUUAUGAAAGGACAUGUCUGUUCUGGUUGCUAAUUUUCCCCACAAAAGUGCAAGACUCUGAAGGCAACACAAGCAGAAAUUGUCAUUUAGAGUGCAAGAACUUCUUCAAAAUACUGGAAUUUUUCCUUGACGUGUCUGCUCACCUGGUGUGUGUGUGUAUGUGAGUGAGUGACAUCACUCUUCCACCUGUCGUCCAUUACUUCACAAUGCACACACACACUCUUGUUAAUACCAUCCCCACCCUUUCGCUAUGUAAAAUAUUCUGCUGUCUUUAAGCAUUUUAACUCCUUUUUGUAUAUACUACUCCAGAUUUGUAUGUAACGUUUAUAGUCGUAAUUUAUUUAACGUCUCCCUCAAGCACCACUUUUUUAAUUUAGUAAUUCAAUGUGCCAUUGGUUUAUUUCUGUAUUAAUGUGACUAAUGUUUUUUUUUUAAUACCCAUUUCUCCACCUCGUGUGUGAAUGUGCGUGUGUGUGUGAAAGUCUGUGGGCGACUUUUUUUUUAUGGCUGGUUGAAUCAAACUGUUGGUAGAAUACAGUUGAAAUAAAUGUUCUGACAUGUGA
This is a messenger RNA of Nerophis lumbriciformis (worm pipefish), 7005 nucleotides long. RefSeq names its product SET binding factor 1 (gene sbf1). Gene Ontology annotation, biological process: regulation of Rab protein signal transduction. Gene Ontology annotation, cellular component: cytoplasmic vesicle. NCBI's taxonomy places the organism in Eukaryota, Metazoa, Chordata, Actinopteri, Syngnathiformes, Syngnathidae. The record is from RefSeq and is a predicted model, not a curated record.